Beauveria bassiana ARSEF 2860 is the source of this 1542-nucleotide messenger RNA. RefSeq names its product WD repeat-containing protein. Gene Ontology annotation, biological process: regulation of DNA damage checkpoint. Bases 1 to 1542 code for a protein of 513 amino acids. Gene Ontology annotation, molecular function: protein binding; DNA binding. NCBI's taxonomy places the organism in Eukaryota, Fungi, Ascomycota, Sordariomycetes, Hypocreales, Cordycipitaceae. The transcript has 2 exons. The record is from RefSeq and is a predicted model, not a curated record. Gene Ontology annotation, cellular component: nucleus.
AUGCCUGUCAAAAAGGAACCUGCCGAGAUGAGCGCCUUCGAGAGGAGGCGCCUCGAGAACAUUGCGGCAAAUAAGGCUUUGCUUACAGACAUAUCGGCAACGGCGAAAAAAGUCAUACCUGAUAAACCAGUACCAAAAGCGCCUUCUAAGAGGAGGUCUCAAGCGGUACAGGUAAAAAAAGAGCCUGCGAGGCCGACUCGCAUGAGUUCUCGCCUGGCAGGCAUUGAAGCCGAUAAUGACACUCUGAAGCGGAAAUUAGAGGUCGAGAAUGAGUUUGAGGCAGCAAAGUCUAGGGCUAAAAAGAUGAGGAUUGGAGAUGAUCUUAACAUCGGAGACAUUGUCGUCGACGGCAAGAAAUACGGGGGCAGCGUUGCUGGGAUCACAGGCAUCUUCCGGGGCGCAGAGCCCGGCGUGCGGACCUUUUCCGAAGACGACAUCAAGGAGACUACGGAUGCAGGCUUAAAGGAUUUGCGGCUACGCCUCAAUUCUCUCAAAUUAUACGAGCACUGGGCCCCCAAUGACAUAAAGAUUACGCCGCAGCGUGUCUACGCUCUCGGUUUUCACCCGAUAGAGGAUAAGCCAAUCAUCUUCGCCGGUGAUAAAGAAGGUGCAAUGGGAGUUUUCGAUGGUUCCCAAACUGUGCCAGAGGUAGACGACGAUGACGAGAUCGAUAUCCCUGAUCCAGUAAUUUCCGCUUUCAAAACACAUACGAGGACCAUUACGUCUUUUGUGUUUUCACAUACAGACGCCAAUGCAGUGUACUCUUCAUCGUACGACUCGUCCAUUCGAAAAAUGGACUUGGAGAAGGGUAUUUCCACCCAGGUUUUUGCUCCGGCAGAUGCUGAUGACGAUUUGCCGAUUACUGCGCUUGAUGUAGCCGCAACGGAACCAAACAUUCUUUACUUUUCCACCCUAGACGGCAGUGUGGGACGCUAUGAUAUCAGAGCACCAAAGUCGGAAGAGAUAUGGACCUUGUCAGAGUCGAAAAUCGGCGGCUUCUCGCUACACCCGUUACAGCCGCACCUUUUGGCCACGGCCUCACUGGAUCGGACAGUUAAAAUCUGGGAUCUACGGAAGAUCACUGGCAAGGGUGAUUUGCGGCAUCCCGCUCUGCUGGGAGAGCACCCUUCACGACUUUCCGUGUCGCACGCUUCAUGGAGCGCGGGGGGCCAGCUUGCGACGUCGUCGUACGACGACACGAUCAAAAUAUACAACUUUGCCGAGGCUGGGAAAUGGUCUCCGGGACAAGACAUUGCGGAGUCAGAUCUUGAGCCAGCGCACAUUAUACGGCACAACAAUCAGACCGGCCGAUGGGUCACUAUUCUCAAGCCGCAAUGGCAGCAGCGUCCCAAGGAUGGCCACCAAAAGUUCGCAAUCGGCAACAUGAAUCGCUUUGUUGACAUAUUUGCAUCGGAUGGAAGCCAACUGGCACAGCUUGGUGGCGAUGGAAUUACAGCAGUGCCGGCGGUUGCACACUGCCACCCGAGCAUGGACUGGGUGGCCGGUGGAAACGGCAGCGGGAAGCUGUGUCUGUGGACUUGA